AAUAAAAUUAAGGUUUUUACUAUGGGGGAUCUAUAAAAUGUCUUGGUGGGAAGCAAAGAAAUUUCAGUCUUCAUGACUGAUGACGCUAUCUUUAUUUUCCCCGCCAUGGAAGUGGACUUGCAACAGCUGCUGCCGAGAAAACAAUCUACUUACCUCUCACUAGAUGAGAAUUUGGAGAUUCAGAAGGAAGUUCACGAGGCCAACAGUACAGUCAAAUUUACUUUGCUUGUCUCUAAAUGAUGAGAACUUUGCUUUAUUUCCUUGUUCCCAACUGGAAAUCCCAUCUCCCUGUUUUAGGGCUAGAAGAAGGCAAAGAAUGCAUCAUUGUUGGGAUCCUUUACAAGCACAUGAAACUCAAACCUUGCAUUCUUGAUGAAUACUCCAAGGAGAGAUCUGUUACCCUUCUUGUAAAACCUCAUAAUUUUAAGCAUCAAGAUGAUUAUUGGGUUUUGGAAGAUGAAAGUGGAAGAGUUAAGCUUCACGGCAUUAUGCUUUCACCUUCGGUUUAUGUAACAGUGUCGUUGUUGCAUUGCAUGGAAAGGAAACCAGUGCAGGAGACUUCUUUGUUGAAGAUGUUCUGGAAGCUGGCUUACCACCUCAGAUUAAGCAGGCGCUCAAAUCAAGAUCUUAUCCUUUCAGUGAUCGGGAUCCCUUCCUAAUCGAUAGCUGUCCUCAUGUCUACUUUGUUGGUAAUCAGGAAAAUGUGAAACUUGCUUGUUAAAAGGAUUGGAAAGGAAAUUGGUAAGACUUAUUUGCAUUCCUAGAUUCUGCAAAAGGAGUUGCUGUUGUGCUCAACAUAAGAAACCUUGAAUGCCAUGCUCUAACUUAUGGGACUCAAUUCAGCUCAUAGCAUGGUAUGUAGUUUAAAUACCACUUAGCAUUGCAGACCUUUUUCUAACUUAAGAAUUAUUUAUGAUUGAUUACAAUUUGUAUGGGAUAAAAUCAGUGGAACCUGCAUCAAACAAAGAAACAAUGGUUGUUCUUCCCUUUGUUAAUUAAAGCAUAAAACUAAUGAGUAAAACAGAAUAUGGUGUUUUAUGUGUGAUCUUCCUUCACGUGUCCUCUCUUUAAACAUAAAUUUUGAUGGAGAGGACAUACGGAUAGGAUGACUCCAUGAUUAACAAGGUAGUUCAACAUGCUGACAUCAUUUUAUGUUCUUAAUAUUGUUACUUUAUUGUCAUUUGAUAUGUUUGAACAUUGCAAUCUAAUGUCCUAUGUUAAUAUCAAGUCUUAAGAAAAGAAGAGUUAUAGGGUUUGACUUGACAGCUAA
Molecule: messenger RNA, 1270 nt
Organism: Durio zibethinus
Lineage: Eukaryota; Viridiplantae; Streptophyta; Magnoliopsida; Malvales; Malvaceae
Source: RefSeq, a predicted model, not a curated record